AUAUCAUAUCAUGGAAGUAUGAUAACCAUGCUAUUUUUUGUUGUUGCAGGUUUCUUAUUUCUUUCUAAAGAUUUUGAGAGAGACAACUCUACCUCUCUUUUCAUUCUUCGAUAAUUAUGUACAAAAUUUAUAGAACUUAAAACCUUUAAAACAAAAUAUGGGCAUUAAGCUUCCACCAAUGUCCAAGCUAGAUGAAGAAAUAAAUGCAAAUCUAAAUUCAAAAUUGAGCCAAGUUGUAGAAAAACUAAGUCAAGAAAAGCAAGAACAAAAGGAAAAGGAGGAGAUACAAUGCUCGAUAUGUCUCAGCAAGGUUACAUCAUAUCUGACCUUACCCUGCUUACACAAGUAUUGUGAGGAGUGCAUUGUAACUCAUUUCAAGUACCAGAUAAACUCAAAAGUAUUAGUGAACACUUGUCCAGAUUGCUACAGAUGCUGUGAGGAAAAUUUCGUCACAAAUCUUCUAUCUCCAGAACUGAAAGAACGAUUUGAGCAAUUCAAACUACAGAAAUAAGGUUGAUAUUGACCAAAAGUUACAUUGGUGACCAAGGACUAACUGCGGGAAAUACGUGCAUGUUCCUGGAGUAAAGAAAGGCACUAAGCACAAGGCCACUUGUGAAUGUAGAUAUUCCUUCUGUAUCAACUGCCAUGAACCCUGGCAUGGUUCUAAGAGUUGCCGAAGAGUUGGUGACAAAGGAAUGAAAAAGUUCCAAAGUAAAGCAAUUGUGAAAAAGUGUCCGAAAUGUAACACAACUAUUGAGAAAAAUGAAGGAUGAAACCAUAUGACUUGCCAUGUAUGACAGUAUGAAUUCUGAUGGCUUUGAGGAGGCGAUUAUAAGAAUGGAAGACAUUUUACUUUUCUAAAUGGGUGAACAUACUUUGGAAAUGGAUCUUACAAUUAUCUACAAAUUGCUCUGUUGCUGCCCUUUUUCCUCUGUAUCAUCCCAUUUCUUGUCAUGUGUACUCUCAGUAAGAAAUGUUCUGAGAAAUAUCCGAUUUCAUGUUGUAUAAUCUGGAUCCCAUUAUCAUUUGUUGCUAUUGCCCUGGGCUUUGCAAUGAUAGGCUUUACUCCAAUUUGUUACAUUUUGUUGGCACUUAUCUUCUUGAGAAGUCUUAUUAAGCAGUGAAGAUAUCGAUAA
Molecule: messenger RNA, 1136 nt
Organism: Moneuplotes crassus
Lineage: Eukaryota; Ciliophora; Spirotrichea; Euplotida; Euplotidae
Source: the annotation of a GenBank genome assembly